AAAAAAAUUAGGAAUUUGUACCUUGACGAAGAGAUAAAUGACCGUUUCUUUUUCUUUCAAUGGCGCUUUAAUUGAAAUGAGCAUGAUUUUAACAUAUUUUUUCACACCGACGGAAUUAAGGAAUCAAGGAGUACUUGGCCUAUAGUGUAAGAAGUAAUUGUACAUUUCUGUGCUUGUCUGACAUGGUCAGAUAGAACUUCAUCUGGAUUCUUUCAGAGAAGCAAAAGACAACUCGAUGUUGAUAGAAACUUGGAUGCGAGCAUGUUGUCAAGCCCAGAGCACCUUGAUUGCUCCGUCCGUAGUAGGCGCAGAUCGCCGCGGCUAAAAGCCCCCGUGUCUCUUGUCCGUCAAAUUUCCAAUCCUCUUUGCCACAGCGCAAGCCCAUCCGCCUUGUUGGCGGAGUGCAAUUAUUGAAUAUGCCGCUUCUUACCGGAGGAGCUAAUUCUAUCCCCAAUUCUGUCUACUAUUAUGGUUAUGUGUUAAUCACCUGCCUGUUGUUGCAGGGCGCGGCCGCGGGGAAGAGUGACCUCCCCGGUGGCAGGGUGGGCUACACUUAUGGACAGCCCAUGCCAGUGACUUGCCUGAAUCGCACAAUUGACUCUGGCGAACAUAUUACAGAUGAUCUCGGCAAACUACAAUACAUUCCCUUUCCGACUUGCAACGAGACCUUCCUCCCCCUUGCCCUUCGAUACGGUGUGACGGAGACGGUCAAUUGCACCAUCAACUCCCUCCCCGAUGAACUCUACCACCUCCUCGAAUACUAUGUGCACUCGGAUGUGCCAUUGGCUUGUCGCGUACCAACCGCGCCACUAGUACCCUCUGGGCCGGCGUCGGACGAAAACAAGAGAAGCGACGAGACAAAUGGCGGCGCUGAUAUUUCCCUCCUAGGUGAUGGAGGACCGUCUUACACCCCUCUUACCUUUGCCCUACAGGGAACCCUGCAGCUCAGCCAUCUACAUAUUUGGACCGACAUGAACGUGCUAGCCCACAACAUCCCGUCGAUAUCUGCCAAGAAGAACAAGAAGCAAAGCAAGAAAGCACCCGGCUACAUUGUGGCUGGAACAGCGUACUCAGUCCCCGAGUUCGAUGUGCCCCUUCUCCAGGGCGAAAAGAAGUCUUCUUCGAACAGUAACCAGGAGAAAGAGGAUCUUGCGGUUGCUGAAGCGGCCCGCGACCCAUGGACUGAUGGCCAUGGGACGAAAGUAGUCCGUGGUGAGCCACUCACGUUCACCUUCCACGUUAGCUGGGUUGAAGGGGGAGGCGGAAUCGGGUGGCCUUCGCGAUUCUCUUCGGCGGAUGGCUCGUCUGGCGGUGCCUUCUUCUCUAAGCUGUUCUUCUUUAUCCUUGCUGCCUCGGUUGGUGCCAUGGCCGCUUUGUAUUAUGAGCGGAACGGUGGUUUUAGACAGCAGAGAUGGCGAGGUGAUGGUAUAUUAGGUGUUCCUUCUCGCGGACCCGGAGCUGUUGGUAUUACUUAUGGAAACGGAGGGAAGAUAAAUGGAUAUGGAGGCUACUCGGCGGGUAGCGCCUCCAUGCCCGGCAACGGUGUAGGAUACGGAUACGGAGGAUUCUCAACUGGCAAGAGAGACUGAUUGUUCUGUCUAUUGUGGGUUCUGUAUAAAAGUUCUAUGAGCACGUACACGCAGGUGGCUUUGGUUGAUAUCUUUCUUUGUAUAUCAUUUUAUACCAGGAUAAUAUGGGAGUCAUGCAUAUCAUAUGGUUAAGAUAGCUGGAUCUAUGUUUUUCUGGAAAUUUACAAUAGUACAGAUAGAAAAGAAACCAAUAUUUUCUAUUCUAGGC
Aspergillus wentii DTO 134E9 is the source of this 1797-nucleotide messenger RNA. RefSeq lists its product as uncharacterized. The transcript has 3 exons. The record is from RefSeq and is a predicted model, not a curated record. NCBI's taxonomy places the organism in Eukaryota, Fungi, Ascomycota, Eurotiomycetes, Eurotiales, Aspergillaceae. Bases 417 to 1589 code for a protein of 390 amino acids.